GCUGAUGACAUCACCACCCAGCCCUUGAAAGAUGAGCUGUUCCCGCCGCCACUCCAGCUCUGGCUUCUGGGCUCCGAGGAGGGGUGGGGACGGUGGGGACAUCAGGCUGCCCCACAGUACCCAGGGAGCGACUGAAGUGUCCAUGCCGCUUGCUCCAGAGAAGCCCAGGUGGGGCCUCACUCACAUCCCACUCUGAGUCCAGAUGUUCUCUCCCUGGAAGAUACCAAUGUUUCUGUCUGUUCGUGAGGACUCUGCGCCCACCACAGCCUCUUUCAGUGCCGACAUGCUCAAUGUCACCUUGCCCACUCUUAAUGGGACCUUUGCCCAGAGAAAAUGUCCCAACGUGGAGUGGCUGGGCUGGCUCAACACCAUCCAGCCCCCUUUCCUCUGGGUGCUGUUUGUCCUGGCCAGCCUAGAGAACAUCUUUGUCCUCAGUGUCUUCUGCCUGCACAAGAGCAGCUGCACAGUGGCAGAGAUCUACCUGGGGAACCUGGCCGCGGCAGACCUGAUCCUGGCCUUCGGGCUGCCCUUCUGGGCCAUCACCAUCGCCAACAACUUCGACUGGCUCUUUGGGGAGACGCUCUGCCGCGUGGUGAACGCCAUUAUCUAUAUGAACCUGUACAGCAGUAUCUGUUUCCUGAUGCUAGUCAGCAUCGACCGCUACCUGGCCCUGGUGAAAACCAUGUCCAUGGGCCGGAUGCGCGGCGUGCGCUGGGCGAAGCUCUACAGCUUGGUGAUCUGGGGGUGCACGCUGCUCCUGAGCUCACCCAUGCUGGUGUUCCGGACCUUGAAGGAGUAUAGCGAUGAGGGCCACAAUGUCACCGCUUGCGUCAUCAUCUACCCAUCCCGCACCUGGGAGGUGUUCACCAACAUGCUCCUGAAUGUCGUGGGCUUCCUGCUGCCCCUAAUCAUCAUCACCUUCUGCACGGUACAGAUCAUGCAGGUGCUGCGGAACAAUGAGAUGCAGAAGUUCAAGGACAUUCAGACAGAGAGGAGGGCCACCAUGCUGGUCCUGGUCGUGCUGCUGCUCUUCGUCAUCUGCUGGCUGCCCUUCCAGAUCAGCACCUUCCUGGACACGCUGCAGCGCCUCAGCCUCCUCUCCAGCUGCCAGGAUGAGAGCAUCAUAGAUAUCAUCACGCAGAUCGCCUCCUUCAUGGCCUAUAGCAACAGCUGCCUCAACCCACUGGUAUAUGUGAUCGUGGGCAAGCGCUUCCGAAAGAAGUCUUGGGAGGUGUACCAGGGAGUGUGCCAGAAAGGGGUCUGCAGGUCAGAACCCAUUCCGAUGGAGAACUCCAUGGGCACACUGCGGACCUCCAUCUCAGUGGAACGCCAGAUUCACAAAGUGCAGGACUGGGCCGGGAGCAGACGGUGAGUGGAUGCCAGCAGGGCUGCUAGGAAUUUGUGUAAGGAUUGAGGGACUGUUGCUCUUCAGCAUGGGCCCAGGAAAGCCAAGGAGACAUCCAUGCAUGACCUUGGGCAAUGAGUCGGUGUCUCCAGAAAAACACCGGAGAGUAAUUCCUGUCCUGCCCAAUUUUGCAGGGAGCAUGGCUGUGAGGAUGGGGUGAACUCAUGUACAGCCAAGGACUCCAUAAACACGACAGCAUUACUGUUCUUAUUUACUGCCACACCCGAGCCAGCCUGCUCCUUCCUAGGAGUGGAGGGGCCCUGGGGGCAGGGAAAGGAGUGACUGAGCUUCCCUCCCACGUGGUGUCCCUCCCUGCCCCAGCAAGACAACUUGGACCUCCAGAAGAACCGCCAUCCAGCUUUGGUCCAGUGGCUGAGUGCACACGUGGACCCUAGCUGAAUUGCUGCCCUGGGUUUCUUGAAUCUGUUCAGCUAGAACUUUGGAGGACGAUUUCUCACGUUAGUGGAAGUUAAGCUCUGAGGGGUCCCUGAUAAGAACCUGGAGACCAGGAUUCUGUGGCUCGCCUCACUGAUGGACAAGGUCUGUGCCAAAGAAUAAUCUAAUAAGCACAUAUUGAGCACUUGCUGUAUACACAGUAUUGAGCACUUGAAGUAUACACAAUAUGGAGCACUGGAGGCAAGAGGGAAGAAAGAGAAGGAGCCAUCUCUGUUUUGAAGGAACUCAAACACUCGAGUGGGAAUGACUGGGCGCUGCCACCAGCAGAAGGCUGCUCAAUGAGGUGGUCAAGCGGGGUGCUGUGGGCGAUAUGGAAGGGGGGGAGCCCAAGGUUCCAGCUCAGCCAAUAACUAUUGCACAGCCACCCAUCCCUGCCUCAGUUCCUCUUCUGUAACAUGAAGUUAUUGUGAAGAUGAAAGGUAGUAACAGCUAUAAAAAUACUUCGAAGUGGCCAGGUGUGGUGGCUCAUGCCUGUAAUCCCAGCACUUCGGGAGGUCAAGGUGGGCAGAUCACAAGGUCAGGAGUUUGAGACCAUCCUGGCCAACAUAGUGAAACCCUGUUUCUACUAAAAACACAUAUAUAUAUAAUUAUAUAAUUAGCUGAGCCUGUUGGCAGACAUCUGUAAUCCCAGCUACUUGGGAGGCUGAGGCAGGAGAAUCACUUGAACCCGGGAAGUGGAGGUUGCAGUGAGCCAAGAUCAUGCUACUGCACUCCAGCCCAGAAGACAGUGUGAGACUCCAUCUCAAAGAAAAAAGUACUUUGAAAAGUAAAGGGUGCUAUGUACAUGUGAGGUGUUAUUAUGCACACGUAACUGUAACUGGGAUACGUUUAUUAUAAGGAAAAGUCACUGAGGUUUGGAAAUAGCUCCACGGAGGAGAAUCCGUAUUGGGAACCGGUGGCAGUGUCUGGCACACAGUAGGUGCUCGAUAGCAUUGGCUUCCUUCCACCUGUCCUUCCCACCAUCCUGCCCCCACCACCACACACACAUGAGCUUUUGGGGAGAAGGCCAUGUCUUCAAAGUUUGAUUUGUGAUGAGGCAGAGUAAGAGAUUUCUAAUCAGACUCACCCAGAGGAUCACAGUGCUGAGACCCCCCAACUCCCAGCUGGUACCUGGGGAGGGGGAGAGUGCCGGCCUACUCAGGGACUGUCACUGUCUCAGCAACCAAGGGCUGUCAAUCAAUGGUUUACUAGAAGGCGGACAGUACGAGCUCUAGAAGAGUGUGAGUAGGAAUUGUGGGGGUCACCUUCAGGCACAGACAAUGAUGGGGCAUAAAGGUUAUUUACCCCAAAGCAUUAUUCCCAGAGCAAGCCCCCGCCCACCUGGGGGACUGAAACCCUCAAGGAUGAGGACCGUGUCCAGGCUGGGCAGCCUGGGCUUGGGCAUGUGUGACUAUGAGGAAGCACUCUGGGAACAAGAUCCCCACAGGCUGGGAGAAGGCCCUCCCCAAAUGGCUUCCAGGCCAAUUUCCCAUAGACACCCCCUCCUCCGCCCUGCCGCUGGAGAGGUAGGCAGGGGUGGGGUCCAGGUGUCAGGCUGGACCCACAUCCUUGGCCACAGGCUGAGACAGCCCUGCCCCCAAGCUCCAGGUCCCCCUGGGGAAUUUGUUGCUUUUGCUACAUGACUUAAAUAAUUGCCUCCUGUGGGCAGCACUGUGCCAGGCCCCACAGGGAGAUGUAAAGGAACCAACCCCCAGGCUCCAAUAUCAAGGCACUUACAACCGAGGGAGCUUCAUGGCAAUGGCGUUCACCAUCGACAGUGCCAGGGCAGCACUCGUUCACUUGAUAAAUGAGUAUUUAUUAGCUGAUUGGAGAGCUGGAACCUGGAGAGCUAGAACCUGGAGGGCUAGAACCUGGAGGGCUAGAACCUGGAAAGCUAGAACCUGGAGAGCUAGAACCUGGAGGGCUAGAACCUGGAAAGCUAGAACCUGGAGAGCUAGAACCUGGAGGGCUAGAACCUGGAGAGCUAGAACCUGGAGGGCUAGAACCUGGAGAGCUAGAACCUGGAGGGCUAGAACCUGGAGAGCUAGAACCUAGAGGGCUAGAACCUGGAGAGCUAGAACCUGGAGAGCUAGAACCUGGAGGGCUAGAACCUGGAGGGCUAGAACCUGGAGAGCUAGAACCUGGAGAGCUAGAACCUGGAGGGCUAGAACCUGGAGAGCUAGAACCUGGAGAGCUAGAACCUGGAGGGCUAGAACCUGGAGAGCUAGAACCUAGAGGGCUAGAACCUGGAGAGCUAGAACCUGGAAGGCUAGAACCUGGAGAGCUAGAAUCUAGAGGGCAAGAAUCCAGAGCAGCUGAAACCUGGAGAGGCUAUAACCUGGAGAGUUAGAACCUGAGGGCUAGAACCUGGGGGUUAGAAUUUGGAGAGCUAGAACCUGGAAGGCUAGAACCUAGAGGGCUAGAACCUGGAGGGCAAGAAUCUAGAGCAGCUGAAACCUGGAGAGGCUAGAACCUAGAGGGCUAGAACCUGGAGAGCUAGAACCUAGAGGGCUAGAACCUGGAGAGCUAGAACCUGGAGAGCUAGAACCUAGAGGGCUAGAACCUGGAGAGCUAGAACCUGGAGAGCUAGAACCUAGAGGGCUAGAACCUGGAGGGCAAGAAUCUAGAGCAGCUGAAACCUGGAGAGGCUAGAACCUAGAGGGCUAGAACCUGGAGAGCUAGAACCUAGAGGGCUAGAACCUGGAGAGCUAGAACCUGGAGAGCUAGAACCUAGAGGGCUAGAACCUGGAGAGCUAGAACCUGGAGAGCUAGAACCUAGAGGGCUAGAACCUGGAGAGCUAGAACCUAGAGGGCUAGAACCUGGAGAGCUAGAACCUGGAGGGCUAGAACCUGGAGGGCAAGAAUCUAGAGCAGCUGAAACCUGGAGAGGCUAUAACCUGGAGACUUAGAACCUGAGGGCUAGAACCUGGGGGUUAGAAUUUGGAGAGCUAGAACCUGGAAGGCUAGAACCUGAAGGACUGGAAUCUGGAGAGCUAGAACCUAGAGGGGCUAGAACCUGGAUAGAACCUGGAGAGCUAGAGCCUGGAGGAUGGUAAGAAUUUACAUGGCAAAGAGUCCAUAAAUCCUGACCAAGCCAACUCUGAGUUUUAAAGCAAAAGUGUCAAAAGAAAUUCCCUCCCCACUCCCAAGCCACUCUUUUCUCCUACCACCCACACCCUUCUGCCCCAAUAAAUAGCUGGAGAACUAAAACAGGUGAAAUAAGAAGUAAAAACCACUCAGUAUUAGAAUGAAGUCAACCUGUGCCACACAUUGUGAAUGAAGAAAAAAAGGAGGCUGCGUUUCGUCACGGUUGGCAGUCAUUCAUCAGCAGAGCGCGUGAUGCCUGAGACUCUCGUAGGAGCGGAGCUAUGCUCCAACAGCCACGUGGGGAUCCACAUCUGGUCUGAGGGGCAACGGAGCCUGUGGGAGAGGAGCUGCCCUGUGCAUGGUGGAGAUGCCUGAUAAAGAACAUCUGCCCUGUGAAAGACUCAAAGAGCUGUGAUGUAAAGAGGAAGCAUUUCACAUCCGAAUGAGAAAAUGGGUGAAUCAUGUAAACAUGUGUCUUUUCUGUGCCGCGUAAUAAAUGGAUGAGGAUUUUGCA
Callithrix jacchus (white-tufted-ear marmoset) is the source of this 5441-nucleotide messenger RNA. It is a transcript of the gene BDKRB2, whose product is annotated as bradykinin receptor B2. Gene Ontology annotation, molecular function: bradykinin receptor activity; C-C chemokine binding; C-C chemokine receptor activity. Lineage: Eukaryota; Metazoa; Chordata; Mammalia; Primates; Cebidae. Gene Ontology annotation, biological process: immune response; cell chemotaxis; G protein-coupled receptor signaling pathway. Gene Ontology annotation, cellular component: external side of plasma membrane; membrane. The record is from RefSeq and is a predicted model, not a curated record.